This is a messenger RNA of Cylas formicarius (sweet potato weevil), 1638 nucleotides long. Its product is annotated as gamma-aminobutyric acid receptor subunit beta-like. Gene Ontology annotation, biological process: regulation of membrane potential; signal transduction; chloride transmembrane transport. The transcript has 9 exons. Bases 208 to 1638 code for a protein of 476 amino acids. NCBI's taxonomy places the organism in Eukaryota, Metazoa, Arthropoda, Insecta, Coleoptera, Brentidae. The record is from RefSeq and is a predicted model, not a curated record. Gene Ontology annotation, molecular function: chloride channel activity; GABA-A receptor activity; extracellular ligand-gated monoatomic ion channel activity. Gene Ontology annotation, cellular component: neuron projection; membrane; synapse.
GAUAUAGCAAUAGCUCGCGCGUAACGCCCUGGCAAAACCGCGCUACCCGCUUUCCCAGUCACCAUUUCCUUUAAUCGUGUCAUGACGCGGCCGAUCAACAAUCACCAAUUAUUUUGCCCUCGUUGUAGAUGACGCCCGCGAGGGUUGUCCAAUGGAUAUUCCUCGUGAAACUAUAGUUGCGAAAUAAAGUGCAGCUUAGUUCCGGAGAUGGAGUUGCGGAUAUGCAAAACUCCGAUAUACGUAAUGCAACUUUUCGUAUUUAUAACGAGCUUUGACGGUGGCCAAACGGGCAAAAACACAGGUAGCGAAAACUACAUGGGUGACGUCAAUGUGUCGGCAAUAUUAGACUCGUUCAAGCAGAGCUACGACAAACGAAUAAGGCCCAAUUACGGAGGACCUCCCGUCGAUGUUGGAGUCACGAUGUACGUUCUCAGCAUCAGUUCAGUUUCGGAAGUGUUAAUGGAUUUCACUUUGGAUUUCUACUUCCGGCAGUUCUGGACAGAUCCCCGCUUAGCUUUUCAGAAAAAGCCCCACGUCGAGAUGUUGUCGGUUGGGUCGGAGUUCAUUUCAAAUAUCUGGGUACCUGACACAUUUUUUGUUAACGAAAAAACAUCAUCUUUUCACAAGGCCACUACGUCGAACGAAUUCAUAAGAAUACACCAUUCGGGGUCCAUUACUAGAAGUCUUAGGCUAACCAUAACUGCAUCGUGCCCCAUGAAUCUAGAGUAUUUCCCAAUGGAUAGACAACUGUGCCACAUUGAAAUUGAAAGCUUUGGAUACACUAUGAGAGAUAUAAGGUAUAAAUGGAACGAAGGACCAAACUCUGUAGGCGUUUCUAACGAGGUCUCGUUACCGCAGUUUAAAGUGUUGGGUCACCGACAGAGGGCAAUGGAAAUAUCCCUCACCACCGGAAACUAUUCCAGAUUGGCCUGCGAAAUUCAAUUCGUUAGAUCGAUGGGUUAUUAUCUAAUUCAAAUCUACAUUCCGUCCGGACUGAUAGUAAUUAUUUCGUGGGUGAGCUUUUGGCUAAAUAGAAACGCAACUCCAGCCAGGGUGAACCUUGGGGUCACAACCGUACUGACCAUGACGACGCUUAUGUCGUCCACGAACGCUGCUUUACCAAAAAUCUCCUACGUCAAGUCUAUAGAUAUUUAUUUAGGAACAUGUUUCGUAAUGGUAUUUGCUAGCCUGCUAGAGUACGCCACGGUGGGAUAUAUAGCAAAAAGAAUACAAAUGAGGAAAAACAGAUUUAUGGCUGUUCAGAAAAUAGCAGAACAGAAGAAGCUGAGCGUUUACGGGGCACCGGAAGACCAUGCUCCUCGACCUACCGAUGUGCGGGCGAAACCAAACGAUCCCAAAGUACGUAGCAGGAUAUGCGCUGCCGAUGGCACCAUGAAUGGAAGGCGUGGUAGCCGAGAAGGAGGCUUGGACGAUGAAACCAGCGGUCCCCAACACAUCAUCCAUCCCAGCAAAGAUUUAAACAGGAUGUACGGCGUCAGCGCGUCAGAUAUCGACAAAUAUUCGCGAAUAAUGUUUCCAGUGUGUUUCGUCUGUUUCAAUCUGAUGUACUGGAUAAUUUACUUGCAUAUUUCGGACGUGGUCGCCGACGAUUUGGUGCUUUUGGAAGGUGUUAAUUAA